Priapulus caudatus is the source of this 1704-nucleotide messenger RNA. Its product is annotated as cystine/glutamate transporter-like. NCBI's taxonomy places the organism in Eukaryota, Metazoa, Priapulida, Priapulimorpha, Priapulimorphida, Priapulidae. The transcript is spliced from 9 exons. The record is from RefSeq and is a predicted model, not a curated record. Gene Ontology annotation, biological process: amino acid transmembrane transport. The coding region runs from base 1 to 1392 and encodes 463 amino acids. Gene Ontology annotation, molecular function: L-amino acid transmembrane transporter activity. Gene Ontology annotation, cellular component: membrane.
AUGGCGCUACUCGCGGAGAAAAAGAAGGAUUAUGGUACGAUAGCACUCCGCAGGCAGAUCGGUCUGUGGCAGGCCUCAUCGUACGUCGUCGGUUCCAUCAUUGGCUCUGGUAUCUUCAUCUCACCGGCAGGAGUGCUGAGACAAGCAGGCUCGGUCGGUUGGGCGCUGGUCGUGUGGGCGUUGUGUGGCGUGUUCGCUAUGCUCGGUGCGCUAACCUAUGCAGAGUUGGGCACAGCCAUCCCCAAGUCCGGCGGUGACUAUGCCUAUUGCCGCAAGGCGUUCGGUAACUUUCCGGCCUUUGUGCUUGCACUAUGGUGCAAGAUGCUGCUGCUAGGACCAGGCGGCAUAGCCAUCAUGGCGCUAACGUUUGCAGAGUACGCCACGCAACCGUUUUACGCGGAAGGCAACGCACCUCCAGGUGCCCUCAAGCAGCUCAUAGCAGUCCUUGUCAUUUGGCACACAGAAAACUUUGAGAAUGCAUUUCAACCGAAGCCUGAAUCUGUUUCCAGCAUGGCGCUAGCGUUUUAUUCCGGCUUGUGGGCAUUUACCGGUUGGGACGCUGUCAAUUAUGGUGUCGAAGAGGUAAAGAAUCCCACAAGAACUCUUCCUCUUUCUUUACUUCUGGGAGUCGGAUUCUCUACCGUCGUUUACCUGAUGACAAAUGUUGCGUACCACGCAGUACUAACUACCGAUCAGCUGCUUAGUAACACUGCUGUGGCUGAGGCAUUCGCUGAGGAAACACUCGGCAAGCAAUGGAGUUGGAUCGCAUCCGUGUUUGUUGCGAUUUCGGUGGUAGGCUCCAUUAAUGGCAACUUAUUCGCAUCUAGCAGAGGAUUCUUCGCAGGAUCCCGGGAACACCAGUUUCCCUCGUUCCUUGCAACGCUUAGUAUACAUAGAUACACGCCUCAACCGGCUUUGAUGGCAAACGGACUGUUGGGGAGUUUACUGGUGGCGAUAGGCGAAGGCAACGUCUACGCACUGCUGAACUUCACCGGUUUCGUACAGUGGACUGUCGUUUGCGUGUCCGUCACGGCACUUCUCUACAUGCGAUGGCGAGAUCGCAGUGAAGACUGGCCCUUCAGGUUUCCCCUGAUAGUGCAUGUAGCAUUUAUGCUGUCGUCGCUGUUUCUGGUCGUGGUGCCUUUCUGGGAGCAGCCAGUCGAGAAUCUAAUCGGAGUAGGAUUCAUUGCCGUCGGAGCAUUAGUCUACUUUGUUUUCAUAUCUUGGCAGCCAUCUGUUCUGGUGAAAAUCGAUGAUGGACUUACAGUGUUUUUCCAGCUACUUUUUGAAGCGUCUUUCACGGAGGAGUCUGCGAAGGCAGAUGUAAAACGGGAUGUCUUUCAGCGUCUCACUCACGAGACAGAAGUACAGAAUCAAGUGAUCUCUAAGUGAACGAAGGACUACAAGCCAAUCCAAAUAUCGAAAACUCUGUUGUCUGCAAUGUUUUUUUGUUCUGUCGUUACUUGUAUUGUAUUACAUGUCAAUAAUGAAACGUACCUCGAUUAUACGCGUGAACCUACAUUAGUGGCAUUAUGUCAGUCUCAAACAUCCAUAUAGAUGUGAAAUGAUAACUAAAUUUUUGCUUCUGUAUUGUGUUGGGAAUGUUAUGUAUUAAAUUUUGUAUCGCUUGUAAAUUCCAAGAUAAAAGAAAUUUUAUGUAAACAUCUAGCAAUCUCUUACGCGAAUGCAUAGAAACGUAACAUG